AUGCCCGCUCAUCGCCGCUACUCGAGCGUAUCAUCCUCGUCGUCUCGUGCCUUCAGCGAGCCGAGUGAUGGCGGCACCAGCAGCGUCAAUGAUAGCAACUCUUACUACUCCGAAGGAUCCGGCUCCUACCGCUCCGUGUCGUCCGUGUUGGCCUCUCGGUCCGGGGCGAAGACCACCGCAGCCACGACAGCCAGCUCCACCUCAGCCGUCGACUCGUCGUCCACAAAUACAUUCUCAGAUGUGCUGACAACAUCGUCGGCGUACUCGCACUCCUCAGCACCGCCCAGGCGCGCAGUGACCCGCCCCGCUGCCUCCAGAUCCGAGGCCGUUGGGCACAAAACUACCAAAGGUGCCAGUGGCGUCGUCGUCGCCGACCACAAUAACACGGGGGUAGGGGAGACGCUGGCGCAGCGGACAGCCUCCACUUUCACGGCGCCCACCACCGCCAGCAGUGUCACUGUGGACGGCACCGACGGGCUCGUGCGUGCGCCGCAGUCGCUGAUGCUGCAAGCGGCACUCGCACCCGUCUCCAACCGCACCGCGAACGUCGCCAGGGUGAAGCCUUGCAACGUCUCUGAGGAAGAGCUGGUGCACCACCCAUGGGCACCGGUGGACUGCGACACGACCGUGGACGCGAGCAAGGAGGGCGGCGAUCGCGGUGGGUUGGCGCUCAAUGUGUUGGACACGAUCCACACGGUCCCGAUAGCGGUGCCGCUGCCGCCAGAGGAGGCGCCGCGACGCCGCGAAGAGGGCAGCCCGACCUACCCGAGCCGUCUGGCGUUCCGCGUUGUGCCCAGCUCGUCACCAUUGCGCCACAGCGACAGCGCUGUGACGGAGGACAAGGACGGCACGGGAAACGGCGGCGGGGGAGCGGCGUUGGGAGCCGACGGCGCCACCGCCCCACGUGCGCGCAAGACCUCCAUCGCCUGCUGCUGCUGCUGCUGCCUCCAUGGUUGCGGUGAAAAGGCUCCGUGCAACACGAAACGUUACACGGCGACGCGGCAGAAGCCUCACCAUCCCCUGCGCAGCCAUCACGUGCCACUGGUGAGCUUCCGCACGACGCGUGAGCAUGGGAUUCCGAUGGAGGGCGUACAAAACGUGUUGCCGAGCGUCGAGGAAGCUGCCCGCUACCAAAACCUCAAAGUCGACAUGAUGGGCACAGAGGAGUUCCCGAAGCUGAUGCGGAAGGCAAUACAGCCACGGGAUCGACUUGCCGGCGGCUUGCGCCUUGAAAAGUCGUACGCCUUUGGCCACGGAGCUGGCGGAGGGCGGGGCGGGGCCGGGCAGUCUGCCUUUGUGCGCGACGGCGAUCCGCAGGGCUUCUGGAUCGCGCAUCUGCACAGGUGCGCAAUCGUGCGCCUCGAGCCUAUCGGGGCUGAGUGA
Molecule: messenger RNA, 1383 nt
Organism: Leishmania major strain Friedlin
Lineage: Eukaryota; Euglenozoa; Kinetoplastea; Trypanosomatida; Trypanosomatidae
Exons: 1
Coding region: 1-1383 (460 amino acids)
Source: RefSeq, a predicted model, not a curated record